Molecule: messenger RNA, 651 nt
Organism: Daphnia magna
Lineage: Eukaryota; Metazoa; Arthropoda; Branchiopoda; Diplostraca; Daphniidae
Product: histone H2B.1/H2B.2
Exons: 1
Coding region: 69-440 (123 amino acids)
Cellular component (GO): nucleosome
Molecular function (GO): protein heterodimerization activity; structural constituent of chromatin; DNA binding
Source: RefSeq, a predicted model, not a curated record
AAAGAGCUGGUCGUUCAUACUUCAUAUCGUUGUGGUAAAACUGCGUCGUACUAUUGAUUUUGUUCGUCAUGCCUCCUAAAGUAAGUGGGAAAGCAGCGAAGAAAGCUGGGAAAGCUCAGAAGAAUAUCACUAAAGGCGAUAAAAAGAAGAAGCGUAGAAGGAAGGAGAGCUACGCAAUUUACAUCUACAAAGUGCUGAAGCAAGUCCAUCCCGACACUGGUAUUUCCUCGAAAGCCAUGACGAUCAUGAACAGCUUCGUCAACGAUAUUUUCGAGCGCAUUGCUGGAGAAUCCUCUCGUCUUGCUCACUACAACAAGCGUUCUACCAUCACGAGUCGAGAAAUCCAAACAGCUGUCCGUCUUCUUUUGCCCGGUGAAUUAGCGAAACACGCCGUCUCUGAAGGCACCAAAGCUGUCACCAAGUAUACCAGCACAAAGUAGAAAGUUUCAUCAAAUUUCUGAAACCCCAGUUUUCCCGAGUUUCGUCAUAACGGCUCUUGUGAGGGCCACCGAAAAUUGUGAAAGGAACGUAGCAACAUCGUCUAUUGCCUGACGCAGCAAACUAUUACCACAAUGUGUAAUUUGUGUAUGAUAUUGAAGUACUCGUUAUACCUGAAUGUUUUACCGUAAAUAAAUCGAACCUUUGAAAUCA